AUGAAUGAACCGCGCGGUGGCUACCAGCAGCUGCUGGCCUGGCCCUCCUUCCGAGUCGACCUGCCCAACACGCCGCAGCAGAAGCUGCUCAACGAGUUCUCUCUGGGCUACAUGGCAGCAGACAUGCUCUUCUUCCUCCUACCCUUCAAGCCAGACGACCAUGAACACAUACUCCACCACACAAUCUCCUCCAUCUACCUCGUGGGCUGCCUGCUGCACCACCACGGUGCCAUCGGCUGCAUCAUGAUGUUCUUCCUGGCGACGGUCACCUCCCCUGUCUUCAGCGUCUUCACCAUUGCAAAGGAGUUGCGCCACCACAACAAGGCAGCCCACCAGGUCUUCACGUUCACCUCCCUGCUCUUUGCAGUCGCCUUCGUCAGCGUACGCUCCGUGAUGGCACCCCCAGUGGUUGCCUGGUUCGUUUUUACACUCUGGUUCAGGAGCUCGCUCAUCCCCGGCCCCUGGCGUUUCGUCAUGGGAAGCUGUGUGUUGCUGGGCAUGGUGGUAUCUCAGAUUUGGUCUCACCGCCUGCAGCGCAGCUAUGCCAAGCGGCGGCGCCACGCUUCAAGGCUGGCUGGUGGCGGCGUUGCGGCCGGGGAGGUGAAGAAGGCGGACUGUGUGUAG
Messenger RNA from Chlorella variabilis, 624 nucleotides. RefSeq lists its product as hypothetical. Bases 1 to 624 code for a protein of 207 amino acids. NCBI's taxonomy places the organism in Eukaryota, Viridiplantae, Chlorophyta, Trebouxiophyceae, Chlorellales, Chlorellaceae. The transcript has 7 exons. The record is from RefSeq and is a predicted model, not a curated record. Gene Ontology annotation, cellular component: membrane.